Messenger RNA from Penaeus indicus, 1498 nucleotides. RefSeq names its product pupal cuticle protein 36-like. Lineage: Eukaryota; Metazoa; Arthropoda; Malacostraca; Decapoda; Penaeidae. The transcript has 3 exons. Gene Ontology annotation, molecular function: structural constituent of chitin-based larval cuticle. Bases 24 to 1370 code for a protein of 448 amino acids. The record is from RefSeq and is a predicted model, not a curated record. Gene Ontology annotation, cellular component: chitin-based extracellular matrix.
CUCGACUCCUCCUCACAGACAAAAUGAUCUCGAAGUUGCUGUUGUGUGCAGUUGCUGCCAUCGCGGCAUCACAAGCAGCAAAACUCCCAUCUAGAACAUACGGGACUCCAGGUGCAGGCGCAUCUGGAGGAAGUGGAGGAUUCGGAGGUGGAGCUGUUGGAGGAGGAAGUGGAUUCGGUGGGGCAGGCAGUGGAGGAUUCGGAGGAGGAGCUGCUGGUUCAGGUAGUGGAGGUUUCGGCGGUGGAGCCGUCGGUGGAGGAAGUGGAUUCGGCGGAGUAGGCAGUGGAGGAUUUGGAAGUGGAGCUACCGGCGGAGGAUUUAGUGGGUCAUCCGGAUCUGGUGCCUUCGGAGGAUCUUCCGGAUCUGGUGCCUUCGGAGGAUCUUCCGGAUCUGGUGCCUUCGGAGGAUCUUCCGGAUCUGGUGCCUUCGGAGGAUCUUCCGGAUCUGGUGCCUUCGGAGGAUCUUCCGGAUCUGGUGCUUUCGGAGGAUCUUCCGGCCCUGUCGUUCCCAUAAUUUCUGACAACCGAGAAGGACCCGAUGAGUUCGGAAACUACAACUUCAACUUUGAAACUGGAGACGGCAUCACGCGCCAGGAGGUGGGAGCCCCGCAGGGACCGACCGGCGCUGUGGCCUCUCAAGGCGCAUGGGCAUUCACUUUCCCCGAUGGAACUCCAGCCGAAUUUAGCUUCGAAGCUGACGAAAAUGGUUACCGCGUCGUGUCCGACCUGUUGCCCACGCCUCCUCCCCUCCCCCCACACGCCAUCGCCCAGAUCGAGAAGGCUCGUCAGGAGGAUGCCGCCGCUGCAGCUUCUGGUGGACGUUACAGUGGCCAGUCAGGCUCUGGUUCAGGAUUUGGCUCUGGAGCUGGCCAAUCAGGUUUUGGUUCGGGUUCUAGCCAAUCAGGAUUCGGCUCUGGUGCUGGCCAGUCAGGAUUCGGAUCUGGUGCUGGCCAAUCAGGAUUUGGCUCUGGUGCUGGCCAAUCAGGAUUCGGCUCUGGUGCUGGCCAAUCAGGAUUCGGCUCUGGUGCUGGCCAAUCAGGAUUCGGAUCUGGUGCUGGCCAAUCAGGAUUUGGCUCUGGUGCUGGCCAAUCAGGAUUUGGCUCUGGUGCUGGCCAAUCAGGAUUUGGCUCUGGUGCUGGCCAAUCAGGAUUCGGCUCUGGUGCUGGCCAAUCAGGAUUCGGCUCUGGUGCUGGCCAAUCAGGAUUCGGCUCUGGUGCUGGCCAAUCAGGAUUCGGCUCUGGUGCUGGCCAAUCAGGAUUUGGCUCUGGUGCUGGCCAAUCAGGAUUUGGCUCUGGUGCUGGCCAAUCAGGAUUCGGGCAAUCAGGCUCUGGUUCCGCUCAGGCACCAAGCCGAACUUAUGGAUUACCUUAGGUCUGUCUUCUUUCCUGAGCGACUCAAAUGCAUUACAAAGUCACGGUGGCUGCAGAUCGCAAGGGUCUGUGACACGAACAUUACGCUUAUAAUAAACUUAGUUUAAGAAAUAUUGUUAAAAUAAAGAA